Molecule: messenger RNA, 1367 nt
Organism: Prionailurus viverrinus (fishing cat)
Lineage: Eukaryota; Metazoa; Chordata; Mammalia; Carnivora; Felidae
Gene: RPH3AL
Product: rabphilin 3A like (without C2 domains)
Biological process (GO): intracellular protein transport
Molecular function (GO): small GTPase binding
Source: RefSeq, a predicted model, not a curated record
GGGUACCUGCGGCCGCCGGCAGAGGGCAGCCAGGGAGCGCGCCCGGCGGCAGGGCGGACCCCCGCCCCCCACCCCUCAGAUGUGACUCCCUGCCCCGGCUGGGCACUCCAGGCCAUGGCCGACACCAUCUUCGGCAGCGGGAACGACCAGUGGGUUUGCCCCAAUGAUCGGCAGCUUGCCCUGCGAGCCAAGCUGCAGACGGGCUGGUCUGUGCACACCUAUCAGACGGAGAAGCAGAGGAAGAACCAGUGCCUCAGCCCCGCCGAGGUGGAGGCCAUCCUGCAGGUGAUCCAGAGAGCAGAGCGGCUGGACGUCCUGGAGCAGCAGAGAAUUGGGCGGCUGGUGGAGCGGCUGGAGACCAUGAGGCGGAACGUGAUGGGGAAUGGCCUCUCCCAGUGUCUGCUGUGUGGGGAGAUGCUGGGCUUCCUGGGCAGCUCCUCGGUGUUCUGCAAAGACUGCAGGAAGAAAGUGUGCACCAAAUGUGGGAUCGAGGCCUCCCCCGGCCAGAAGCGGCCUCUGUGGCUGUGUAAGAUCUGCAGUGAGCAGAGAGAGGUCUGGAAGAGGUCAGGGGCCUGGUUCUACCGAGGGCUCCCUAAGUACAUCCUGCCACUGAAGACCCCCGGCCGGGCCGAUGACCCCCACUUCCGACCGUUGCCCAUGGAGCCGACCGAGCAAAAGCCCAGAAGCACCGAGACGAGCCGCGUCUACACGUGGGCCCGAGGGAGAGUGGUUUCCAGUGACAGUGACAGUGACUCGGAUCUCAGCUCCUCCAGCCUGGAGGACAGACUCCUUCCGACUGGGGCGAGGGCCCCCAAAGCUGACAAACCCCAGAGGGAAUCAGGCGGCAGCACAGAGUCCCCCAAGAUGAGGCCCGCCUGCCAGCCCAGCCACCUCUCGGAGAGCCAGAGAAACCUGGCCAGUGAGACCGGGACUGGUUCUGCAGACCCGCAGCUGGGCCCCCACCCUGGCCAGACCCCAAGGGCCCCGGUCAUUUCCGGAGCAACCCCUGAGGAUUCAGCGUUAUCCUUUGCUGGCAUCUGAUCUCCUCCCACAGGCAGCAUGAUCCCAGGCUAAGCCCCUCCUGGCAGGUGUCCCAGAAGGGGAAGAUGAUGACCGUCUCUGAGCCACUUAGCCCAUCACGACAGCUCCAGGAGCGUUUGACGUCUGCAAAACAACGUCACCAGGUGUCAGCUUUUCCUCACGGUAGACCUAGUGCUAGUAAAUGUACUGUGACCAGUGUCAUGUGUUUAUGAGAAUGGGCAUAAUAAAUUAUCACGUCAAGUUCGCCCCUCGGCAGCCACAGGCUACAACCGCUAACACUUCUGGUGACUCGUUUCCUCGGACUUCUAUCAGGCUUCCUGUGCCGA